Messenger RNA from Onychomys torridus (southern grasshopper mouse), 1609 nucleotides. It is a transcript of the gene Chst13, whose product is annotated as carbohydrate sulfotransferase 13. Gene Ontology annotation, biological process: proteoglycan biosynthetic process; carbohydrate biosynthetic process. Gene Ontology annotation, cellular component: membrane. The transcript is spliced from 3 exons. Lineage: Eukaryota; Metazoa; Chordata; Mammalia; Rodentia; Cricetidae. Gene Ontology annotation, molecular function: sulfotransferase activity. The record is from RefSeq and is a predicted model, not a curated record. Bases 1 to 1020 code for a protein of 339 amino acids.
AUGGGGAGGCGCUCCUGCUGCCGGAGGCGCUUACAGGUGGCGGCAAGGCUGGGCGCUGCGCUCCUGCUCCUGUGCGCGCUCCUGUUCCUGCAUCCUGCAUUUGAAAACCAAGUCCUGGGCUCCAGCUGGUUUGCAGGAGUGAGGAAGAGUCCCCUACAGCUGUUGCAUGACCUGGACCAGGGUCGACCCUCCUCGAUGGCAAAGGUGCACCAGCAGCGGCGCGAGCUGCUACAGCAGGCCUGCAGCCGCCACACACGACGCCAGCGCCUGCUGCAGCCGGAGGACCUGCGGCACGUGCUGGUGGACGACGCACACGGGCUGCUGUACUGCUACGUGCCCAAGGUGGCCUGCACCAACUGGAAGCGCGUGCUGCUGGCGCUGCGCGGCCGCGGGGACCCGGGCUCAAUCCCUGCGCACGAGGCGCAUGCGCCUGGCCUGCUGCCCUCGCUGGCCGACUUUGCGCCGGCCGAGGUCAACCGGAGGCUGCGGGACUACCUGGCCUUCCUCUUCGUGCGCGAGCCCUUCGAGCGCCUGGCCUCGGCCUACCGCAACAAGCUGGCGCGGCCACACAGCGCGGCCUUCCAGCGGCGCUACGGCACGCGCAUCGUGCGCCGCCUCCGACCGCACGCGCAGCCGGACGCGCUGGCCCGCGGCCACGACGUGCGCUUCGCCGAGUUCCUGGCUUACCUGCUCGACCCGCGCACGCGCCGCCACGAGCCCUUCAAUGAACACUGGGAGCGCGCGCACGCGCUGUGCCACCCCUGCCUAGUGCGCUAUGACGUGGUUGGCAAGCUCGAGACGCUGGCGGAUGACGCGGCCUUUGUGCUAGACCUGGUGGGCGAGCCCGGACUGCGCUUCCCGGCCCCACCGCGGAGGUCAGAGAAGGACCCCACGCGUGACCAGGCCCGGCGCCUCUUCCAGGACAUCAGCCCCUUCUACCAGCGCCGCCUCUUUGACCUCUAUAAGAUGGACUUUCUGCUCUUCAACUACUCCGCCCCCUCCUACCUGCGGCUGCAGUAGGGGCGGUGGGUGUUGAGAAGGACCUGUGACUGCUGUGACCAAGGGGCCGCCAGGAGGUCUGGAAUGAACCUGGUACUGUGGAUUGGAGAACCAUUGGCAUACCUUACUUACUGGGCCUGACAAAGAUCCUGGGCACAGGCCACACUCACACCGACUGGGUUGGGCACAGUUUGCCUCAGGCGACUGUUCUGGCCUUUGUGCCUUUGGUUUGAUGUGUGUGUCUUUUUCCUGCUGCAGGUGGUGGCUUCUCUCCAGGACCCAGUUUGUUUCUUUUUUCUUUUCUUUUCUUUUCUUUUUUUUGGUGUUGUUUUGGUUUUGAGAGGUCAUUUUCGGUCAUGUCUACGCAGAGCCUGUCCAUGGUGCUUGCUACAAGACAGAAUGCCAGGGUUUGGUUCAUUGUGGCCAGCCUCGGGAGGUUUGGUUAUCCCUGCCCACAGGCACUGCUUAGGCAUCACCGUGAACUGUCUGCUGCCUUGGCAGUCACUGGAUGGUAGGGCAGUGCCAUUCUACCUCUACCUGGCUGGUCCAUGUUUGAUCUCGUUGCAAGAUUUUGGGGUCUUCCCCUGUGUCAUCAGAGACCAGGUGGCAG